UUUUUGCAUUUGUUUUAUUGCCUAAGACCACUUUAUAUUUUAUCAUUUAUGAUUUGUCUAACUUUACUUUAUAGCGUCUAGCUGAGUGAACGUUACAGCUAAGCAGAGCCUAAUCAUGUCCAGCAGGUACCCGAUAGUGGUUCAGGGCGAGGCGUCUGAAACAGACUCUGAUGAUGAAGUCUACAUCACCUCACUGUCAGCCAACCAAACGGGCACCGUCGGAGCGAAGGUUCCAGGGGAGGCGUCUGAAACGGACAGUGAGGAUGAGACGGAGCAUGUUGCCCGAGGCUCUGCACCGAGGCAGGAGAGCGCUCAGAUACUCCAGAGAGACCUGCCUCCUCUUAUUGUAGUCAGAGACCACCCAGAUAUACAGUCCAUAGUGGAAGACAGGCCCAGCCCCUCACACAAGCCACACGGUGACACCCUUUUACAACAGAAGCUGCAGGAGUCUAACAGUCGGCUGUAUUCUGAUGUGGGACUGAUGGUGCAGCAGGUUUACGGCAAUGCCAGCAAAGAGAUUCGCACUGCAACAUCCCAGCUGAAUGCCUCACAAACCGCCAUCAUCAACGCGUCUCACAGCAUCAGAUUAAUCCUGGAUGACCUGAAGGCUGUGUCCGAGAAGAUUGACAUCAUCACCAGCUGUCAAAUACUGCCUGAUAUUAACAUCAAUAAUCCAAAUAAUCAUACUGCUCCUGUACCUUAAAGAAAUAAAUGAUGCACUUUUAAAUAAACAUAUCAUUAUGAUAUUUACACUGAAUAUCUGAGAGAAGGACUCAAGCUGGACUAAAUAGCAUGUUAGCUCUACUACUGUGUUUACAGACAACGCCUAUGCAUAAAUACAUAUAUUUAACAGUUUCACAUUACGUAUAUAUUUAUCUGUAAGGUACUGCUUGUCCUUGUGUCUGGAGUUUUGGGGGUUUAUUUGAGAGCAGGAGUCAAGGAAAAAUAUGAACGUCAUCUCAUGUUUUGCAUUUAAGGUUACAUUUUUUUAUAUAUAGAAAUUUACAUCCCAUUGUUUUUGCCUACAGUUCCAAUUAAUGUAACUCAUUGUGAUUUCAUAAUCCAAUCUUGACUGAUUUUUGAUGAUCUUUUUCUGUCUCUACUCUGCUGUUUUUUGGUCCUCUGUGACAGAUCAAGGAAAUAGGUCUGUGUGAGUUUUUAAUAGUAAUUUAGUUUUUUUAAUUUUUCUUCUGUGUUUAAAUUGUAAAAAUACAAUUAACUCAGUUGUUAAAUUCCAAAUUUUCCUCAGUCCUGAAUAUUGUUUCUCAUUGUUGGCAGCCAGGAAGGUGUAAGUUUUUUUUGUUUGUUUUGUUUUUUGUACUUCAAGAAUUGUAAUUUCCCAGAAGCAAAACGACGGUUCAGUGGCGAGGCUUUGAAUGACAAUAAAUGUGGAGAUACCUGAAA
Molecule: messenger RNA, 1404 nt
Organism: Amphiprion ocellaris (clown anemonefish)
Lineage: Eukaryota; Metazoa; Chordata; Actinopteri; Pomacentridae
Gene: bloc1s3
Product: biogenesis of lysosomal organelles complex-1, subunit 3
Exons: 5
Coding region: 116-703 (195 amino acids)
Cellular component (GO): BLOC-1 complex
Source: RefSeq, a predicted model, not a curated record